Molecule: messenger RNA, 450 nt
Organism: Oncorhynchus masou masou (cherry salmon)
Lineage: Eukaryota; Metazoa; Chordata; Actinopteri; Salmoniformes; Salmonidae
Product: ras-associated and pleckstrin homology domains-containing protein 1-like
Exons: 5
Biological process (GO): signal transduction
Cellular component (GO): plasma membrane; cytosol
Source: RefSeq, a predicted model, not a curated record
AUGGCAUCUUGUUGGAGAAGCCAGGAGGAGCAGGUUGCCAAGAAGAAGGCAGAGAAGAUCCGUGUGGCUUUGGAGAAGAUCAAGGAGGCCCAGGUUAAAAAGCUGGUGAUCAGAGUGCACCUGUCAGAUGAGAGCUCUAAAACCAUGAUGGUGGACGAGAGACAGACUGUCAGACAGGUUCUGGACAGCUUGUUGGACAAGUCCCACUGUGGCUACAGUCCUGACUGGUCCCUGGUCGAGACCAUCAGCGAACUACAGAUGGAACGUAUCUUUGAGGACCAUGAGAACCUGGUGGACAGCCUUCUGAACUGGACCAGAGACAGUCAGAACAGACUGAUGUUUAUAGAACGCAUAGAGAAGUACGCCCUCUUCAAGAACCCUCAGAACUAUUUGUUGGGGCGGAAGGAGACGUGUGAGAUGGCAGACCGGAACAAGGAGGCUCUACUGGAG